Dentiscutata erythropus is the source of this 1700-nucleotide messenger RNA. NCBI's taxonomy places the organism in Eukaryota, Fungi, Glomeromycota, Glomeromycetes, Diversisporales, Gigasporaceae. The record is from the annotation of a GenBank genome assembly.
UUGAAUCUAAAAGAGAUAAAUUACAAAGUGAACUUAUAAAUGUUAAAAUAGAAUUAGAUAAUAAAUCGAAAGAACUUGAAAAUUCUACGAAUUUCGAAAAAGAAAAAGAUACAUUAUCCAAACGUUUAGAAGAACAUCAAAACGGGAUGAAAACAUUUAUGACGGAAUUCGCUUCAGAGAGAGAAUCAUGGCGUCAAAAGGAAGAAGAUCUUAUUUCUAAUUAUGAAUGUGAGUUGAUGGAAAAAGAUUUGGAAGUUAAAGAAUGGAACGAAAAAUAUAAAAAGGUCAUAAGAGAUUGUGAAAAUUCACGAGAGCGAGUAAUAACAUUUGAACGAAAAGUUAGUGAAGCUGAAAAGACCAUUUCCAAUCUUCGAGAACAAAUUAAGAUUAUGGAAAGGUCACAAAGAGAAGAGAAGGAAAAACUUAAGAGACGACAUGAGGAAGCCAUAUCCAAUCUUCGAGAACAAAUUAAGAUUAUGGAAAGGUCACAAAGAGAAGAGACGGAAACGUUUAAUAAACAAGUUUCAUUAAGGAUGGAAAAUAAUAAUAGUACGAUAAUGAAAUUUCAAAUAACAGAAUUAGAAAAACAAAUCGAAGCAGUUAAAGUUGAAUGUGAUAUGUGGAAGAAAGAAUUAUCAAAGCAUAAAACCAAUUACUCACUUGCGGCAUAUGAAAAUGAUGUAUUAUCCAAAGAAAAAUCCGAAUUAAACAGGAAAGUGGAUUCAUUAGAAAAAGAAUUAAAAGAGUUAUCAAAUGUUCGUCAACUCGAAGGAAAAAUUUGUAGUCCUCAUUUUGAAACCAUGCCAAAUGUUUCUUGGCAAUUGGGAUUUGUUCUUGAAUCACCAAAUGAUCCCGAAUAUUGUGCAAUUUAUCUUCAUGCGAUAUGUAAUACAGAUGAGAUAGAAGAAUAUGAUCCAUUAAGGAACGACUGUCUACCUGCUCUUUUGUAUAUAAAAAGGUUGGAUGGAACUUUCAUCAAACAAAUGAUUACUUCUUCAAGGUUUCAGUUUAAAUCUGUAAAGAUUAGAAGAUUACGAAUGGCGCAAUUUUGUAAAAGAGAAUUUCUUACAGAUAGUAUAAUAAUGGGAGUAAGAUUAAGGAGAACAAAACUUCUUGAUCAAUUUGAUAAAUCUUUAAAUAUUCCUAAAAAAUCAAUUCAACUUAGGUCCGUACCUAGAAAUUUAGAAGUAGCUUGGAAUAAUGAAUUUAAAAGAGCUGGAUCGGGUGAUGUUAAAAUUACGGUUCAAGGGCAAACAAUUUAUGCCAGUAGUACCAUUUUAGCUAAACGUUCUGAUUAUUUUCAAAGAAUGUUUCAAGGAACGUGGUUUGAAUUGAUUCAAAUGUUAUUAUACCUUUAUACCGAUCAAGUGGAACUUAGCGAAUGUACAAAUAUUUGGGAUUUAUAUACAAUUUCAAACAAAUAUUUGAUCACCGAUUUAGAACUUAAAGCCAAAGCAAAAAUAAUUGAAGAUAUAAAUUUUUUUAAUGCUGCUGAAGGUUUAUUUGGAAAUGCUUGGAAAUGGCCUGAAUUAAAGAAGAAAUUUUUAAAAUUUGUGGUAAAACAUUUUCAUAACGUUCGAAAUAGUCCAGGUUAUAAAUAUAUUGUUACGAAUCAAUCAAAAUAUCCCAUGUAUUUAGAAAUAAAUACUGAGAUUUUGUUGAAUUUGGUUCCGGAAGCGACUACUUCUUCUUCUUGUUAA